Mya arenaria is the source of this 2185-nucleotide messenger RNA. RefSeq lists its product as uncharacterized. Gene Ontology annotation, biological process: iron ion transport. Gene Ontology annotation, cellular component: plasma membrane. Gene Ontology annotation, molecular function: oxidoreductase activity; copper ion binding. Bases 155 to 2170 code for a protein of 671 amino acids. NCBI's taxonomy places the organism in Eukaryota, Metazoa, Mollusca, Bivalvia, Myida, Myidae. The transcript has 4 exons. The record is from RefSeq and is a predicted model, not a curated record.
CAGGCUAGUAGUGAUAAAGCCUAUACAGUAUUAAUACCGUAUUUUCAUUUUACUAACGGGCGACGUCGAUUCAUACUUCAGAGGCUGUUAGACUUCAGGGAUUUUGAAAAGAGGCUGUUAGACUUCAGGGAUUUUGAAAAGCUUCCCCGAGCAUAUGACGAUGUCUUUUCGUUUGGUGACGUUUCUGCUCUUCGCAGCUACACUGGAUGCAGUAAAAUGUCAUACCCAGCCCGCCGCAACCUCGGCCGAUUGUAUCUGCAAGAUAACAGACGAGAUUUGCCAAUGUACGCUGGUCAUCGAACACAAACUGACCAUGAUUUUGGACAUGGACAAGGAAAAAGAACUUAUCUAUCCCUCUAAUGGGUCUUUGUACAUGGCUGGUAGGCAAAAUAGUGGCAAACCUCCGCUGAACGCAGAGCAACAAAGUCGUGUUAUAACUGCUGAUGGGCAAACGUCGAAACUAGUAAUCGCUAUAAACGGCCAAUUCCCCGGACCAAGGAUUGAGGCUUACGUUAAUCAAACGGUGAACGUCACUUUAAUCAACAUGUUUCACACAGACAGUAUAUCCGUUCACUUCCACGGUCUUCACCAGAAAGGUACACCUUGGAUGGACGGGGUCGCCUUCAUCACACAGUGUCCUAUAUUGCCAGGUCAAACGUUUGUACAACGCUUCAAGGCAUAUCCCCCGGGGACCGCAAUGUACCACGCCCAUAUUGGUGACCAGAGAAGUGCCGGUCUUUACGGAGCUGUUGUGGUCAAACAAAAUAUGUCUGUUCCCGAGGAUUAUAAUGAAAUUAUCAUCACUCUGCAAGACUGGAACCAUAUAAUGGACCCGGAGACUGCCUACCAUCGAAUGAUAACACAGCAGUUUGAUUUGCAAACGGGAGAUGUUAUCAAUACGACGUAUUCCGUAGAUCGUGCACAAUUUAGCCGAUUUGAGUUUCAUUCGGGACUUGUUAACGGUAAAGCAAGGUAUUGGUUCAACUCUACUGUAAAUAACGGGAGCCCUCUUGAACGGUUUAAAAUAAAGGCUGGAGCGUUAUACAGAUUUCGAAUUGUAGGAGCAAUGACGCUUUAUCCGAUGAGAGUCUAUCUAGAAGGACAAAGAAUUACCGUUCGUGGUUCGGAUGGGUUUGACAUUGAACGUAUACCCGUGCAGUCUGUUAUUGUUCAUCCGGGGGAGCGAUAUGAUAUAGUCUGGCAAGGGCCUUCUGAUCCAGGAAAGAAACAAAUCAUGUUUGUCGCUGAAACUAUAGAAACAUCUGAAAGCUUGAACUUUGCAAAAUACCAUGCAGCGGAGGCUAUACUAGAAAUGGUGGAUGUACCAGGUGAAGUCCUUUUAAACCCACCAAAGGCGCAGGAAGAAGACUGUUCAAGGUUGGGAUGCCUGGUAUUCAACUGUCCUUAUCAAUUCUAUCCAGCCAGAACCAAUACUACAUGUGCGAAUUACAAUGACAUAAAGAAUGACGAUCCAAUCAGGGAGCCUAACAAGAUUCUCGGAGGCACCGUUGAUGAGGAAUAUUUCUUUAAUUUCGCGUUUCCGGGCCCACCCGGUAACACUCCCGGGUCGGUGAAUGGGCGGGAGUUUGUAUUUCCUACGGUUAACCUUCUCACCCAGCCUACAGAACUGACGACCUCUUGUAAUGACGAAGAAUGCAUCAGAAAAGGCCUCUGUACUUGCACUUACACGCACAAAAUUCCCCCAAACAAGCUCAUUCAGAUGGUGUUUAUGAACCUGGGAAACGGAUCAGGCUGGUCCCAUCCUAUUCAUUUACACGGGCAUUCCUUUUAUGUAAUGAAAAUGGGCCUUGGUACUUACAACAGUACCACAGCCGUCCUGCAGCACAACAACCGUGACAUCCUGUGUAACGAUCCAUUUGGCUACUGCAGCCAGGCUGGUUGGGCGAACCCCAGAUGGGCAAAGGGAAACAUCCCGGGGUUGAGCGAUGAUCCGCCACAAAAAGACACCAUUGUCUUGCCUACGGGCGGAUACGUGGUUAUACGGUUCAUCUCGGACAACCCGGGCUUGUGGUUCUUGCACUGCCAUAUCGACCUCCACAGCACAAACGGUAUGGGGCUGUUGAUUGAUGAGGGUGUGUUCAAGCCGCCCCCACCUCCGGGCUUUCCGACCUGCGGAAGCUUCCUGUACAACGAAGGUAACCUAGUGUAAUAAUGGCAUAAACCA